Messenger RNA from Glarea lozoyensis ATCC 20868, 480 nucleotides. RefSeq names its product Histone-fold containing protein. Gene Ontology annotation, molecular function: protein heterodimerization activity; core promoter sequence-specific DNA binding; TBP-class protein binding. The transcript has 4 exons. Lineage: Eukaryota; Fungi; Ascomycota; Leotiomycetes; Helotiales; Helotiaceae. Gene Ontology annotation, cellular component: negative cofactor 2 complex. Bases 1 to 480 code for a protein of 159 amino acids. The record is from RefSeq and is a predicted model, not a curated record. Gene Ontology annotation, biological process: negative regulation of transcription by RNA polymerase II; positive regulation of transcription by RNA polymerase II; chromatin remodeling.
AUGGAGAAGAAGAACUGGAGGGUCAAGACUGACAAGGAGCUUUUGGAGGAACUGCAACCGUUCCCUCCUCCGUUGGCUGAAUAUGGCAACGAUGACUUGUCAUUACCAAAAGCAACCGUUCAAAAAAUUGUAACCGAGAUCCUUCCGCCGUCCUCGGGACUCGCUUUUGGCAAAGACGCCCGGGAUCUUCUAAUUGAGUGUUGUGUGGAAUUCAUCACCCUGAUCUCAUCCGAAGCAAACGAGAUAAGCGAAAAAGAGAGCAAGAAGACCAUCGCCUGUGAACACAUCACCAAGGCGUUAGAGCAAUUGGGGUUUGGGGAGUACGUAGGUAGCAUUAUGGAGGUGGCGAGUGAGCACAAGGAACAGUUGAAGGGGCGUGAGAAAAAGGCGAACAAACUUGAGGCGAGUGGACUUUCGAAUGAGGAGUUGUUGGCGAUUCAGGAAGCGGCUUUUGCGGAAGCUGCUGGACGUCAUGGGUAG